Molecule: messenger RNA, 2873 nt
Organism: Neopsephotus bourkii (Bourke's parrot)
Lineage: Eukaryota; Metazoa; Chordata; Aves; Psittaciformes; Psittacidae
Gene: SH3BP1
Product: SH3 domain binding protein 1
Exons: 17
Coding region: 187-2532 (781 amino acids)
Biological process (GO): regulation of Rac protein signal transduction; signal transduction; regulation of actin cytoskeleton organization
Cellular component (GO): intracellular anatomical structure; cytoplasm; cytosol
Molecular function (GO): protein binding; GTPase activator activity
Source: RefSeq, a predicted model, not a curated record
AGGGAGGGGGCCAGCCACACAAACAGAAAGGGGGAACAGGGGAAGGAGAGGUCCUCAGGGAAAAGCAAGGGGAGAGCAGCUCUGGGGAACUGAGGGGCCACCAGUGCCUGAUGCCAAGCAUUGCUGAAGGGUGCUGAGUGGGUACAGCCAAGUGGAGCGACUCGUGGUUCCCUCCCAGCGCUCAAGAUGAUGAAAAAGCAGAUCAAUUGGAUGCGGCAGCAGCUGUCCCAUCCCAACAUCACCGGCCGAGCCCAAGAAGCGACGGAGCUGCUGCCGGCAGAUCUGCUGCAGGUGAGGUGCGGCAGGGCCGGCAGGCGUGUGCCUGCUUGUGCCUGGGUGUGGGACCUGCCCCGCUCCUGCCUGCGGUUUGUCCUGCCAGCGCGUCCAAGUCGUGGGGCUGGGAUCUGCCCAUGUGCCGGAGGGCAGCUCCAGGACCGCAGCAGCCUCCUGCUAUGGGAAAGGGCUUCUCCGGCCACUCACAGAGGGAUGAAUCCCGACCAGGAGCUGUCCUCCCUUUUUGCUGGACCAGGGAAGAUCUGCGCUGCAGCAGGAUGCUGUGUGGGCCACUCACGCCAGAGCUGGGUGUUGGGGAAGAGAUGGCAUUGGGAAGCCCAGCCUAUGGUUGGCAAAAGAGCCUCUCCAUUCCCACCUUUCUGCCCUCAGAUCGAGCAGAGGAUUGAGCCAGCCAAGCGAGCAGCUCACAGCGUGUCCAAGAGGCUGCAAGCCUGCCUGCAGGGGCAGUGCGGCUCCGAGAUGGACAAGCGAGUGAAGAAGCUGCCCUUGAUGGCUCUAUCCAUGACAAUGGCUGAGAGCUUCAAGGAACUGGACACGGAGUCCAGCCUUGGGAAAGCCCUGGAGAUGGGCUGCUGUAUAGAAAGCUCGCUGGCCAAAAUCCUGGCUGAGUUUGAGAUCACCCUGGAGCGCGAUGUGCUGCAGCCACUCAACAGGCUCAGUGAGGAGGAGCUUCCCAUUAUCCUGAAGCGCAAGAAGACCCUCCAGAAGCUGAUUUCUGACUGGAACACAAUCAAGAGCCGGCUGAACCAAGCUGCCAAGAGCUCCAGUAACAGUGCUGGCACUGGUGCUGGCCCGGGGGCAUCUUCUGCUGCCAACAAACUGGAGAUCUUGAAGGAGGAGGAGGAGGAGGUGAAGAGGAAGGUGGAGCAGUGCAAGGAUGAGUACAUGGCUGACCUGUACCACUUCUCCACCAAAGAGGACAGCUACGCCAGCUACUUCAUCAAACUGCUGGAAAUCCAAGCUCAGUACCACCGGCAGUCCCUCGGAUCUCUGGACUCGGCUCUGGCAGAGCUGAAGGAAAGCCACAGCCAGACAGAGCCCUCCUUCACUGCAGACACCCCAGUGGUGGGGUACUACGGUGUGCCCCUAGAGACACACCUCAAAAGCUUGGGCCGGGAGAUCGCGCUGCCCAUCGAAGCCUGUGUCAUGAUGCUGCUGGCCUCUGGCAUGAGGGAGGAGGGCCUCUUCCGGCUGGCAGCUGGUGCCUCAGUGCUGAGGAAGCUGAAGAGCAGCCUGGCCAGUGGCUCCAAUGCGCUGGAAGAGUUUUACUCAGACCCCCACGCCGUGGCCGGUGCACUGAAGUCCUACCUGCGGGAGCUGCCCCAGCCUUUGAUGACCUUUGAGCUCUAUGACGAGUGGCUCCAAGUGGCCAGCUUAAAGGAUGAUGAGAGCCGCAUACAGAGCCUGCGGGACACCUGCAGUCGCCUGCCCCAUGAGAGCUACAACAACCUGAGGUAUCUGAUCAAGUUCUUAGCUAAGCUGGCUGAACACCAGGAGGUGAACAAAAUGACCCCCAGCAAUAUCGCCAUCGUGCUGGGCCCCAACCUGCUGUGGUCACAGCAGAGCACAGGAGACCCAAUGCAACUGGACUUGGCCUCGGUCUCCUCCAUCCAGGUGGUCAGUGUGGUUGAAGCCCUCAUCCAGCACGCAGAUACCCUCUUCCCUGGAGAGGUAGAUUUCAACAUCUCAGGCAUGUUCAUGCCACCUGCAAACAGCAGACUUAGCAAGGCCACCCCAGUGGAAGAGCUGACCCUUGAUGUCCCUCCAGCCAGCACCCCCACUCUCCCGGAUGGAGAGGUCACCUCGAGGGAUCCUGAGCCCAGGUCACCCCCAGCAGUGACCAGUCCAUCUCCUGAAGCGGCAGCUCCAACACUGACUGACGACACUGCGCGCAAAGGCAAGCGCCCGGCUCCAGCCCGACCCAUGAUGGCUCCACCACCCGUGGCCCAGCCCCGCAGCACAGCCCCUGCCCUGGCAGCCCCCAGGCAUGCAGGCAGCCCCAAAGCCCUGCCGCGACGGAUGGCCGGGGUGCCCAGCCGAGCCCCCUCCGUCCCACCGCCACUCCCGCCACAGCCAGCGAGCCGCCACAGCCACGACGCCCCAUCGCUGGCCCCCAGGCCUCCGCCCAGUGAGGCCAAUGCAGUGAUCACCACGGACUGUGCCCCCGGAACCGGGGAUGAGGGGCAGCCGCUGCCUGAGGCUGGGAGCCCCCUGACCUCAUCGCCCAUGCAGAACUGAGCAGCGAGCAGGAUGGGGAGAUGGGGUGCAGUGCCCCCCUGGGACCCAGCAGGCACUGUGGAAACAUUGGGGUGGCCUGAGGGAUGGCAUGCCUCUCCAGCUCCUCCAUCUUGUCUAUCGCCCGCCUCCCCUUACUCUCCCGUCUCCACAGCCUCCUACCCUGCACCACCAUGGCCCUCCUGGGCCCAGCCAUUGCUGAGGGACCCAGAGUCUCGCUCAGGUAUCCAUGGAGACCUGGGAGAGCAGGAGAUGGAUGGCGGGGAGGCAGUUCUGGGGCUGGCGUGGGCAAGUUCUUCUGCAGGUACACAGCACUCAUCACAGCCCCUUCUGCCCCAUUGUGC